Strongylocentrotus purpuratus (purple sea urchin) is the source of this 7196-nucleotide messenger RNA. RefSeq lists its product as uncharacterized. The record is from RefSeq and is a predicted model, not a curated record. Gene Ontology annotation, cellular component: ciliary membrane; plasma membrane protein complex. Gene Ontology annotation, biological process: smoothened signaling pathway. Bases 218 to 4921 code for a protein of 1567 amino acids. NCBI's taxonomy places the organism in Eukaryota, Metazoa, Echinodermata, Echinoidea, Camarodonta, Strongylocentrotidae. The transcript is spliced from 26 exons.
UAAAGUUGAAUAUCUGACGAUUCCAAUAGGUAAUGUUACUUUUGAGUAUUAUUUACGAAUCAUUGAUUUAUUCUGAACGGAUUUCCUGAAGCAUUUAUAAAAUUACAGGAGGUGAAACAUGAGACACAGACAGCAUAGAAAGGACCCUUGUAUACAGAUGUGAAGGAUUUGAAACUUUGAUUGUGACACAGCCUUGAGCUAGACAUUGCUUCCAACCAUGGCAAAACAUCUUCAGGAAAAACCUAGGUGCAGAAUUCUUGGUCCAUUCUCAUCAAUAUUCAUUGUCAUCCUCCUGGUAUCAUUGAAUGCCAUCAAAGCAGAUGUACUGGAGACAGUGGAUACCCCAUCAUCACCGGUACCGUCCAUGUCUCUCCUCCUAGAGGCACAGAGUGGAGUAGACAAACCAGGACCGGAAUCUGUUCUUCUCACAGACCCAGUGGAUGUGUCUCUUAGUCUUAGUCUUGCUAGCAACAUCACUCUCUACAACACAAGCGUAGUCGUUCUGAUCCCUGGGGAGUUCAGUCUAGCUGAGAAUGUAACAGUGACUAUAGGAGACAACAUAGCAUCAAGCCUUCUUAACGAUUCCCUCAAUCAAGUGCAGUCGUUGAUUAUCGAUCUCGGAACUGUCCAAAACUCAAACAUCUCAUCCAAUCUGACAGAAGAAGAUAUGAUCAAGAUUUCAUUUACUGCUUAUCUCUUGGAAAAAAGUGAAAAAAUUGGAGAUUUGUUCUAUUUCCCAGCUGAAGUACAGUUUACUGAGAGUGUGAAUGAAACAUCACAAAUUGUUAGAAGUGAUAUCAGCUAUGCUGGGCCUGGAAUUAGAACACAGUUUAAUAACUCUGGUUUUUCUACCUAUGGUGAUUUUAUUCCGGAUAGAGAAACUGUGAUGAAUGUAUUCCUAGACUUUCCUCCAUACACCUUAUCUAAUGUCUCCUUCUCACUAGGAGUUUCCAGCCCUGGUGUACCUACUUUGAACGUGGAUUUCACCGAAAUGUUACUUACACCCAGUACAAACUUCAUUACAUACAGCGAGCCAUCUACGCCUGGCUUUACCUGUGUUGGUAAUAGCUGUUCAUUAUCUGAUCUCAACUUUGGUGAUGUUACUGCUGUAAAUGGAACUCUAGAUCUCCAGAUUUCCUUCAUCAUAAAUGAUGGAAUAUUGAGUGUUGGAGAUGAUGUGUUUUUACAAGAGGAUAUUAUACUCAAUGGAGGAUCUGCUCACAUAGACAGCCAUGUGUUAAGUGUAGUACAGCCAGAUCUUAUGAUCACAACAGAUGUAGUGGCGCUCUCUAGUACCGAUGUCAUUGAUGACUACACCUACCAAUACAUGCAUUUCACCACUACCGUCUCUCACACCGUUAACUCCACCGGUCCUGCAUCACAGGUGUCCUUCUAUAACCCAGUAUCAGGACUCUCUGUUGAUCUAGAUACCAUUACUCCUGAUCCGUUCUCAUCAUCAAGCAUCAAACCGGUUAUUACCGCUUCUCGGUACACACUGAACCCUGGAGUCUUGGAAGUUGGUGAGACGGCUGUAUUAUCAUACAACGCUAGACUAACCCAGAGUUUAGUAGAUGACAACCUAGAGACGGACAUUCAACUAGAGUCUCAGCUUACAUGGUCAUCACUCCCAGCAGAUGAGGAAACCAAUACACAUCCUGGUACUAGCUUUGGCCCCAUCACAGAUAGCAUCUGCAUCACUCAAAGCAUCACCUACGAGGAGAGUCUCCUCUAUAACCAUGGCCUCCCAGCCCUCUUCUUCUUUGUUGCUCUCAUCCUUGCUCUAGUCCUUGUCAUCCUCUGCUGUUUCAUCUAUGCUAAGAUGUCUGCCGGUGGUAUCUAUGCGAUCGUGCAACCCGAGGGGACCAUCUCUAAGAAUCAACACGGUCUUAUUAUUAAUCCUAGAGUCGGCAAAACAGGUGUAGACAUGGUGGAGGAGUACAGCUCCGUCACAGCCAAUGAGAGCAUUGUUGUGGUCUUGAUGCAGAAGGACAAGACAAGGAAAGUCCUCGACUUUGAAAAUUUGGAUAUCAUGAGUACCAUUACAACCGACAUGCGUCUGGAGGAGCAGCGAAUCUCCACCAUGAUUGAGAUGUUUAUCAUGCUCCUGGGCUCCUGGUCCCUCAGGGAUCUUCUUCCAAGGGAUUUCUCAGCAAAGCUUUCUAAGAAAUACCAGCGAUCUGCCAAGGAUGCCAUCAAGAAGCUUGAUGAUGAGUAUGGUCACGAGAGCAGGGAGCUCAUUAAACACCUCAGCAAUGAAAAUAAGGGAAAGCUGAUUAUGCUGAAGAAGAAACAUGAUGCUGAACUUCGACUGAAAGCUGCUCAAGCCAGGAGUUUGUCCAAAGAGGAUCUUAAAGAAGUGAUGGAUUUAUUAAAGAAACAACAGGCAGCCGGAGCUACAAGCUUGACACAGCUACUCAGACUCAAACAAGAUGAAGAACAAGAAAAACUUCGCAAGGAGUAUGCAACCAAGAAGAGGAUAGCAAUGAAAGCUGUUCAGCAGGAAUACAUGGAUAAAGCAAUCCUCCAAGGAAAGUUAGAUGAGGAUCAGGCUAGAAGGCUACUGUCUGAACACCAACAGGAUAUGUCUACUGUAGAGAGGCUGAUGGAUGAGGAGAUGUCUAGACAGAGGAUGAGUCUGGAAGAGAAACUAGCAAGGAGGAAACUGCUCGCCAAGGCAACGGAAUCUCAAGAGGAGCAUCACAGCGCCCUUCUGAACACCAUGGCGUCUCAGACGAUGACCGCAGUCAGUGAGCUAGAGCAGAGUGAACAGCUCGGCCAGGAAGAAGCCAAAGCUUAUGUGGAGAAACUCAUGAAGGAAGUCAAGGGGAUCAAAGAGAACUAUGAGAAGGAGAGGAGGAAACAAGAGGAAGUCCUUCAUAAGAAGCUGAGUGAGAAGAAGAAGAAGAGGAUGCAGGAGAAGGAAAGAGAACAAAAGCAGGAGUUUGCUGAAUUUGAGAAGAAGAAAACAAGUGUAGACAAUGGUGAACUGGAUCUCGAAGAAUAUUUUGAGUCCAAGAGCGGCCUCCUUGCUGGUCAUCGCUCCCAGCUGGCUGAGAUCGAGACAGAGGUCGAUGAAGAGGCGAGAGAGGAACUCGAGAACCUGAGAGAUGAGAUGGCAGCAAAGGUCAAGGGUCAAAUCACUAAUGUCAGACAGAAGGUUCAUGUUGAUCUCCAGAACAAAGGAUUGACUGAAAGACAAGCAGCACAGAUUGUUGAGCAGCAUGAGAGGGAUGUAGAGGAGAUGCAAGAACAGAGGGAGGAACAGAGACAGAAACAAGAAAAAGCUAUCAAGAAGAGAAUGGCUAAACAGCGCAAAGAGCUUGCUUUGAGAAAGCAGGAGGAGAGAGAAGAGAGAGAACAGAUCAGGGAACAUGAGGAGAAGAUGGUCGGGCGACUAUUAGCAUCUCAGGUCGCGAUGUCAGAGGAAGAAAGGCGUCGUAUCCUAGCAGAACAUGAACAGCAUCUGGUUGCUAUGGAGAAUAGCCUAGCUCUCACCAAGCUGAGACAGCGUCGUCUGCUAGAAGAGAAGAUGGCUGGUAGGAAGAGCAGACAGAUGGACAGACUUGCUAGGAAACAGGAACAAGAAGCUAAGCGUAAACUUAAAGACAAGAAGCUGGAUGAUAGUGAUGAGGAUGAGGAUGCUACCAACUCCGAUCUGAAAGAGAUGAUGCAGAAGCACACUAAAGAGCGCAUGGCGAUGAUGACGGACGAAGAUGAAGACAGAGAUAAAUUGGAGGAAGAGAUGGAAGCUAUGAGGUCUGAGAUGUUGAAUGAGAGAGCCAAUGCUCUGAAGGAACAAGAAGAUAGACUAGGAGCUCUCAUGGCUCAGCUACAGAUGCAGAAAGCUAGAGAGCUUGCUACCAUUGAGGAGCAACAUAAAGCCCUUUUGCAACUCAAGAUGAACAUGCUGGAUGAGCUGACUGAGAAAGGCAUCAUGAAGAAUGCUCAGUGCAAGAAAGUCAUUGAGACACACCAGAAGCAAGUAGAAGCAAGGGAACAGAAGAUGAAGAAAGAGAGAGCUAAGGCAGAAGCGAUCGUCAAGAAGAAACUGAAAGAGAAAGCUGCGGAGAGGGUGAAAACCCUUGCUAUGAAACAUGAGGAGGAGAUACAGAGCUUGCUGGAGAGAGAGAAGAAUGGAACAGCUGCAAGACUCAAGAGGGUCGCUCUCAAACAUAAACAUAUGGUCGAGAUGGAAGAAUUCAGGAACAAGCUUGCAGUUGAGAUGACACAAACCUUGGAGGAAAUCAGAAGACAGUCAGAAAUGACAAGAAUCAACGAACAACAAGAACAGGAGCUUGAUUUCCUGUCGGCGCUUGUCAAGGUCGGUAACUACGACAAGACGGAGCUGAUCAACGUCCUCCAUCUUCUCUUCCCUGCCAAGUCACAUGAUCAGAUCAACGGAAUGUUAGCGAAACUUUAUGAGAAGGUGGAGAAAGAUGGAGAUGAGACGGACAGCUCACCAGCUAAGAGUAAUGGAACUUCAGCCAGAAACCAGAGGGGAGAUCUGGAGCAAAAGGUGAAGGAAGCCAUACUGGGUCAGGUGCAGACAACGAAGCCCAAGACUGACAGCUUGACCAAGAAAGAGAAGAAGAAGAAAGCCAAAAAGCUGGCACCUAUACGAUCAGCAGACCAAACCUACGAUAGCGACAACCGAUCAACAAACCUUAGCUCCUCUAUGAGAGGAGCAGCACCCCUGCCCCUCAUCUCUAGUACCCGUCGGCCUGAACCACUGGGCCAGACGGGUGAUUCAGAGGAUGAGAGGAGGAGAGGAAGGUACGAUGAUAGGAGCGAAGGGGAGGGCACAGAGGAUGACGAGAGGAACUUUCUUAGAAAAAGGGGAUCCGUAUCGGGACCUGGAAAGGGUAAAAGAGCAUCACUUAGUCAGGUGCGUGACCCAAGACGCGGCAACAAGUUGAUUUAAAUCUCAUUCUCUGACACUUGCCUUGUGGAAGUUUUUCUCAGCUCAGAAAACUAUUUGAUUCAUGCAUGUAUGAAUAUAAAGGUUGAAUAUUAAUGAGUUUCUAGUCUUUCAUGCUUCAGGUAGCGUUAUACAUAUAGAACAGCCAAACAAAUAUAUGCUAUUGUAUAUAUCUUUAAUAAGUGGAGAUUGCUGUAUAAAAUUUCACUUGCGAUUCAAAACUUUGGGAUCAAUUAACAUUCUGUUUAUAUCUGAAGUUAAGCUCUUUAAGUUAUUCAUCUUAAACAGAUUUUUAAUGGGUCUUUAUCUAUUUAUUUUCCUUGUAUAAGAUAUGGUUAAUUGUUCAAAUCUUAGAUGUAAUUUUCGAUAUGAUUUUCACUGGGUUAAAAACCAUGAAAGUGUUAUGUAAAGUGCCAUGUUAUUAGAAUUAUGUCUUAUAGCAACAAAGUUCAAGAGUAAGUAAUUAUUAUAGAAAAUUUCAAAGAAAUUAAUUAAUUACUAAAUGAUCAGGUCGUAAUAGAUUUAUAAUGAUAUUGCAAGGCAUGAGGAUAUUCCUUUCAAUGUCAUGAGAACCUUUUUGUAACAGUCUUUCAAUAUUUGGAUGUUUUAUUUGUUUUUAAUACUUGGAUCCAAUAUUUCAAUAUCACAUGAGGUAUUGGUUAAAAAAGGCAGAUAAUUGUUGUUAUUAUGUCGAUUUCCUCAGGACUUUUUAUAAAUCGUUGUGACAUAACAAUAACUGUUCCAGUGUCAAAAAGAGGUGGUGAAAAGGAGACGAGGGAUUUUUGAAAAUACAAGUCUUUCUUUAUCCAGCUAGAAUAAUGGAAAAUAUUUUGCAAUUUACAAAAUUGGAAUUUAAUCAUGUAUAUAGAGGGAUCUGGUAGGGUAAAGAGAUAUGAAUCUCUCCCUCAAUCAUGCCAUUUCUCUUAUUGGGGAUCUAGUAGAUGUCACAACAGUGAAUAAGGUGCACAAAUGAAUUCUUUCUAGUGGACUAACCUUUGGCUAGGCUGAAUUCCUGACUAAAUAGGUUGAGAUCGUCCACCAAAUUAUGGAACACCAAUUCCAGAACUCUUCAUCCUCUUCAAAUACUAAUGUCAUCAAAUGGAAAUAAAUUGCCCAUUAUCAUUUGUCAAUUGAAUUCAUUCUGUUUGGGUCAUUGAGUUUCAGAAUACAGGAAUUUGUAGAUAAAGUAGGCAGGUCGACCUUCCAUAAAUCAGUAGACAAAGUCGACUCAAGUUUAACUCUGUCUAUUUUCAAGUAUAGAGGCCAAUGUUUGCAUUAUGAACCCAAGAAUACUUGUAGAUACCUAGACAUUUGUUGAAUAAUAUAUGUCGUACCAGCUACCAUAUAUAUAAUUGGAAUUAUGAUAUGCAGUAAUGUAUACUUCAGAGUUACAUGAACAAAAUAUAAACGUAUGCUGAUCAAUUUGUACAUGUUCUGAAAUGUCUGAGAUUGAAUGUCGUGAAUUUUUACAGUUGCCAACUAAACUAUUCAUACCCUUAAAAAUUUUGUAAUUUUUUUAAGUAUGUGAAAAAAAAAAUUGUCCCGAUUAAGGUGUCUUGAGAACGGGACAUGUUAAAGCUUCCAUCUAAAAAUAUUUAACAAAGGCCCUUAUUCACCCAGUUCACCUUUCAUUAUUGAGUUGCAAAAAAUAACCCAACAAAAAAAAAACCUCAAGGAAUGUGAAUAAUUUAUUUGCUAACUGUACAUGUUGUAUAAAAAUAUUCAGUGUUGAUAAUAUAUUUUGUAAAUUAUUUACUUGUACAUGUAUGUUGUGAGAGUAUAUAUUUGAUGUAAGUUGUUUUAAAAUGUACAAACUUUGCAUUCAUGGGCCAUAAGAAUCUGUCUUCAGUUUUUCACUUUUGUGUCUCAAAAUGUCUUUCAAAACUCUACCUGAAAUAAGUAUUUUUGUUCAAUUUUGAGUAGGAAUGGUAUUGUAAAAACAUAUCCUGUUUUAUAUCUGUGUGCAAUCAUUUUUAGAAACGCAUUUUCAACAUGAAAAUAACCUUGAGAUAAAAUGGUAUUUCAUGAUCCACAUUGCGUUAAUUUAUCUGAAUUAAUGUAUAUUAUAUUCUUUUUAUCUUGUGUAAAUAUAUAUUUCAGUCAAUACUACAAUUAUAGUGUAUCAGUAAUGUGAAUCAAAUCAGGUCAAUGAUGUUUCUUGUGCAUUGUUUCUUUCAGAGAUAUUCUUCUGUCUUUCAUUGCUUUUAUACAUGACUUUGUAUUCUAAAUUUUGUGAUGUUUUCAAUGAAGUUUUGAAUAAAAUCUUAUUGCUUUCUAA